This is a messenger RNA of Ectocarpus sp. CCAP 1310/34, 1470 nucleotides long. NCBI's taxonomy places the organism in Eukaryota, Phaeophyceae, Ectocarpales, Ectocarpaceae. The record is from the annotation of a GenBank genome assembly.
GGUCUCAUGCAGAACACCCACCAUCCCGCAACGACAUGGCUUUGGCGUCUUGUUUCCGCAGGGUACAGCCAACGAAGAGCUCCUGCAAAGCGGUAGUUGUUCUGGCCUUGUGCUGCCGAGUGAUCGCUUUCGCUCCAUUUGCUUUUCAUCCCACGAGAAGAAAUACCCCUUCAAUUGCACCGCCUUCGGCAUUCAAAUGGAAACAUGCGCAGCAACAGCAACCUCGGAUGUUGGCGGAUAUGGACAGCAGAGCAGGUUUCCUUCGAACAGCAGCAGCGGCGGCAAUAGGAGGGGCAGCGCUGGUGGUUUCUGGGGGAUCGCAACCAUCCUCGGCAGCGGAAGUUGCGGCAACCGAGUUCGUGGACUUCGAAGAUUCGCGCGGGCUGUUCAGCUGCCUCAUCCCCAAGAAUUUUCUGCGGGCAGAGCGCGCCAAGGACAAGCGGGGCACGGUAUUCGUUGCCGGCGACUACAGCAAAGCCGAAGUCUUGUCGGUCCAAGUGGUGAAGGCCUUCGACCUUUUGACCGAUGCAGGCCUGCCUACGGUAGGAGAUCUGACCAAGUGGGAGAACGUGGGCAAGCCUGCGGCGAUCGCGGACCUGCUCAAGCAGAGAAGAGAUUCUGACGCGGCGGGGGGAACUCCGGUGGAAAGCGUCGUCCUUCCCGGGGUGACACUGGAUGGAGACGUUCUGCAGUUUAUGCUCAAGUCGCCGAUCAAGGUGAUGCGGGCCGACUUGUUGGAGAAGGAGCAAGGGGUGAGCGAGCUGUACCGGAACACGUACGUCAAGGCCAUCAUGCGCGGCGACGGCAGCUUUCUCGUUGUCUGGGCAGGCGCGUUGAACACGGAUUGGGAUCAAGAAGGGGGCGCUAAGGACCGCUUGAAGGUGGCCACUGACUCCUUCCGACUGGAGGGCCUCAUCGUUGAAGGCGUGCGUCUGGGGGCGGUGUAAUGCAUAAAGCUUGUGGUCUGUGUGCUGCGCGCAGCGGAGACUGGACCAGCGUUUUCCUCUCGGCUUGUUUGGAGAAGUCGUAUGCAUACUCUCCCAUUCAUUUAAACAUCACCCUCGCGGCUAGAUAGACAGAUACGCAGAUGGGCUACAUAAGGGACGAACCGUUUGCGCAACCGAUUUGAAGCUGGAGCAUGGUGGGUGUGGUAUAGAUGUGCACAUGAUGAUCACGGCACGAAGCUCAUCGUUGGUUGAGGGCAAGAGUAGAUAGAGCCUGGCGUCUCCCUUGUGCGGGUGACACUGGAAGCACCAGACACGCACACAGCGCUUCUCGUGCCGAAAUGACAACGAGAACAGACCUGCUGUCAACGUCGUGAAGCCGUGCAUGUGAAUGAAUGCGAGUGUUUUUCCGGAGCUUGAUGCAGCUGGUAUUCAUGGCCUUUCGUUCGGGCUAUUUUGUCGUCCACACACCGACACAUGCCGGUUUCGGGCUGUUUAUUGAACGUUAUGUUGAUGGCUUCGCCUG